UUCGAUUCUAGAUUCAAUGGAGUGCCCAUAAAAAUCCGAUGAUUGUCGUCUUGUCUUCUCAGAAUCUCAUUGUUCCGUUAAAAACAAUCUUCCAAAACAUGACUCAACUCUUGAUGAGCCCAAAAAAUCCCGCAUACCUCUCAAUAUAUGAUUUUCUAACCACACUAUGGUCAUGGCAUUGUUGGUUUCGACUCCCACAAGCACAAGAUCAACUCUUUACAAACAAUCUUCUUCUUCAAUUUCACGCUAAAAAUCCCCACAAUUUGGUAUCUCCACGAGGAUUCUUCAGCUGGGUAUCGGUCCUUUCUCUCAAUGGAGUGGUCUAAAGCAUCUGGGUGUCUCUAUUACUCCAAAAUCUUUGAAGAAUGAGAGGAAGUGCAGGUGUAAAGGUCGAGUGGUUCAAGCAUCUUUGUUUGGGGUUGGAGCACCUGAGGCUCUGGUUAUUGGGGUGGUGGCUUUAAUGGUUUUUGGUCCAAAAGGUCUUGCUGAGGUUGCACGCAACCUAGGGAAAACUCUGCGUGCAUUUCAACCAACCAUUAGAGAACUCCAGGAAGUAUCAAGGGAAUUCAAGAGCAGUCUUGAACGAGAGAUUGGCCUUGAUGAAAUUUCAAGUCAAACACAAAACACAUAUGGCUCCAACAGAGCAAACACUGCCUCAAUCCCUUCACCAGUUGGCAGCCUUGAAAAUUCUCCAACUGCAGCUGACCUCAAUGGUGCUCCAUCAAGCCAGAGCGCAUAUACCAGUGAGGAGUACUUGAAAAUCACAGAAAAGCAGCUAAAAGCAUCUGCUGCACAACAACUAGGGCAGGCACCACCGCGCCCCCCCCCCCCCCCCCCCCCAGGAGAAAGCCAGGUUGAAUCUGAGAGUCAAGGUUAGCCAUUCUUCGCUCCAAUCUCUUUCUGUCUGUUUUUGUCUUUGCCUCUCUCUCUCUAUCUCUCUCUCUCUCUCUCUCUCUCUGAUCUUAAAUGAAUUUGUAUCAGCUACUGUUAGAGAAACUGCUGGUGCCAUGGCUCCACCACAAAAGCCAGAAAAUGAAGUGUAAGACCUCUCAAGAAAGGUAAUAGCAUGAAAUGCAAUGGUCGUCAUAUUUUACAAAGUCUCAAAUGAAUCGCUGAGAUGUGAAGCCUUGUGAAAGGGGGAAGUGGAGCGUUUUUUUUGUUGUUCUUUUCUUUUUAGGAAAGUGGGCAGGGUUUCUUCAAUGCCGUGUAUAAUAAGAUUUUGUAUUGGUUGAGAUCCCGGGAAGGAAUACUAAAUUUCAGGAAUGAACUAGUUUCAUCCCCCACACGAUUACACCCAAUUUGUUAACAAUGUCAACAUUUGUUAAUGAGAUGUUAAUGGAAGAGAGAUCAGUAAGCA
This is a messenger RNA of Hevea brasiliensis (rubber tree), 1357 nucleotides long. Its product is annotated as sec-independent protein translocase protein TATB, chloroplastic. Lineage: Eukaryota; Viridiplantae; Streptophyta; Magnoliopsida; Malpighiales; Euphorbiaceae. Gene Ontology annotation, cellular component: membrane. The record is from RefSeq and is a predicted model, not a curated record. Gene Ontology annotation, biological process: protein transport by the Tat complex.